Theobroma umbraticum is the source of this 1037-nucleotide messenger RNA. RefSeq names its product alcohol-forming fatty acyl-CoA reductase-like. Gene Ontology annotation, biological process: suberin biosynthetic process; long-chain fatty-acyl-CoA metabolic process. Gene Ontology annotation, cellular component: intracellular membrane-bounded organelle. Gene Ontology annotation, molecular function: alcohol-forming very long-chain fatty acyl-CoA reductase (NADP+) activity. The record is from RefSeq and is a predicted model, not a curated record. Lineage: Eukaryota; Viridiplantae; Streptophyta; Magnoliopsida; Malvales; Malvaceae.
UAGUAGUGUAAAGCAAUAUAAAUGGGGCAACAUGAAUAUGAAUAUAUGUAUCAAUAAAAGAUAAGUGCAAUAACCUGGAAAGUGGCAACCUAAGUGUAAUAUCAAUGGAAUCGGGAAGUGUCCUCCAGUUUCUUGACAACAAGUCCAUUUUUGUCAUUGGUGCUACUGGGUUUUUGGCAAAGAUUUUUGUGGAGAAAAUACUGAGGGUUCAACCAAAUGUGAAGAAGCUUUAUCUUCUUUUAAGAGCAGAAGACUUAAAAUCUGCUACACAACGCUUCCAUAAUGAGAUCAUAGGGAAGGAAUUGUUUAAAGUCUUGAAGGAAAAAUGGGGCAACAAUUUUAAUUCCUUCAUAUCAGAAAAAAUUACUGUUGUGCCUGGGGAUAUCUCUCACGAGGAUUUGGUUUUGAAAAACUCCAAAUUGGAAAAAGAGUUGUGGAGGGAAGUAGAUAUUGUGGUCAACUCAGCUGCAACAACCAAUUUUGAUGAAAGAUAUGAUGUGGCACUUGGCCUCAACGCACUGGGAGCUAAACACGUUUUAGAUUUCGCCAAGAAAUGUGCCAAACUAAAGGUGUUUGUCCAUGUAUCCACAGCUUAUGUGGCUGGAGAAAAGUCAGGGCUCAUACUAGAAAGCUCAUUUAGCAUGGGAAAAACACUUAAUGGUGUGUCUGGCUUAGACAUUAAUGUUGAGAUGAAAGUGGCAGAGGAAGAAUUGAAACAACUCCAGGCACAGGGAGCUUCAGAAAAGGAAAUUACUCGAGUCAUGAAAGAUUUGGGCACUGAAAGGGCAAGACUUUUUGGAUGGCCAAACACAUAUGUAUUUACAAAGGCGAUGGGAGAGAUGCUUGUAGGGAACUUCAAAGGUAAUUUGCCUCUUGUCAUCGUACGCCCUGCCGUUGUUACCAGUACUUUCAAAGAACCUUUUCCUGGCUGGAUUGAAGGCCUGAGAACUAUUGAUAGCGUAAUUGUUGGUAUUGGUAAAGGGAACAUAACCUGUUUUCUUGGGAAUCCUAAGGUGACGGUUGAUUUGGUGAGUUAA